Messenger RNA from Candida albicans SC5314, 1512 nucleotides. It is a transcript of the gene HGT20, whose product is annotated as Hgt20p. Bases 1 to 1512 code for a protein of 503 amino acids. Gene Ontology annotation, cellular component: membrane. Lineage: Eukaryota; Fungi; Ascomycota; Pichiomycetes; Serinales; Debaryomycetaceae. Gene Ontology annotation, biological process: monosaccharide transmembrane transport. The record is from RefSeq and is a predicted model, not a curated record. The transcript has a single exon. Gene Ontology annotation, molecular function: hexose transmembrane transporter activity.
AUGCCUAAUCCUACUUCGAUACAUAACUUUCUUGAUAAAAGACAUAGCAUCACCCCUCUUCUAGGUUGGUCUACGUUUAUUAUAUGCCUAUCUGCUUUGCAAUUUGGAUAUCAUUUAGCGGAGCUAAAUGCUCCUGCAGAUGUGUUGUCUUGUAAUGUCAAGAAACCAGGACCUUUACCUUCAUACAACAAUACUAUUUGGUCCCAUUUUCAUUUCAAUCAAUGCAUAAACAUGACAGAACAAGGGGUUACUUUAAUCACAACAAUGUUUACUAUUGGUGGCUUGCUUGCUUCAAUAAUAUUAGGAACUACAUCAAUAUCUACAAAUUAUGGAAGAAAACACUUGUGUGUUGUUGCUGCUUUAUUCUAUGUCCUGGGAUCUUUUUUGAUGAGUUUUAGUCAAACUAAUUGGCAAAUUAACCUAGGUAGAUUAUUGAAUGGGUUUGGGGCAGGGAGCUCAUUGAUUGUAUCUCCAAUAUUGAUCAAUGAGUUAGCUCCUCUCAAUCAUAGAGGUCUAUUGGGGUCAUUGAUGCAAUCAGCUGUGUCGAUUGGGAUAUUUAUUGCUCAAAUUGUGUCAUACCUUUACUCCAAUGAUCAGCAAUGGAGAUUGAUAUUUUUGGUUGCGGGCUUAAUUGGCUUUGUACAAUUUGUUGGUUUAUUGACUGUCCCUGAAUCCCCUAAAUGGUUAACCAUGGCAAAAAAUGAUGUUGAGCGUGCUACACUUAUAUUAAAGGGUUUAAGAACCGAUGAAUCAACUGUGGAUUAUGAGAUCCAUCAUUGGGGAAAUUUGACAACAACUAACCUCCCUGAUGAUGAAACUAGUCUGUUGUUAUCUGAUGACUCUUUACUGUCACGAAACCCUCCACUGAUUCCAACGAAAGAUUUUAUUAUGGAAAGAAAGUACCGAAAGCAAUUGAUUGCUGUUGUGUUGAUUAUGACGGGUCAACAGCUAGUUGGAAUAAAUGCAAUUACAUACUACGGUGUUAAAAUAUUGAACGAACUAUUCAGUGGUUCUAACACUGGGAAUCUUGUCUUGAUGCUUAACUGUGUCUUUUCCGGGAUGAACGUGGCUGCAUCGAUUGCUGUAGCUCCAUUAAUUGACAGAUGGGGUAGAAAGCCGUUGCUCAUGACAAGUAUAACAAUGUGUGCAAUUUGUACCAGUAUUUUGGCCAUUGGUAUACCGAACAGAUAUGAUAUUGCUGUUGUUACGGCGUGUAUUGGAUUUGUAACAGGAUGGGCAUUGGGUUUGGGUCCACUUCCCUUCUUAAUGAUAAGUGAGUUUACUGGUCAUGAUGUUGUUGCUACAGCUCAAUCUUUAGGUACGGUUAUGAAUUGGAGUUCAAAUAUGUUUAUAGCAAUAUUGUUCCCAUUUCUAACAAAUAUUUUGGGUAUUGGGAUGGUAUUUUGGGUUUUUGUGAUAAACUCUUUGGUGUACGGUUUCGGAUUCUACCAUUAUGUUCCAGAAACUAAAGGCUUCACCCAUUAUCGUGACGUAUGGGAACAUUUUUCAUAG